This is a messenger RNA of Labeo rohita (rohu), 5675 nucleotides long. It is a transcript of the gene gripap1, whose product is annotated as GRIP1 associated protein 1. The record is from RefSeq and is a predicted model, not a curated record. Bases 196 to 2820 code for a protein of 874 amino acids. NCBI's taxonomy places the organism in Eukaryota, Metazoa, Chordata, Actinopteri, Cypriniformes, Cyprinidae. Gene Ontology annotation, cellular component: glutamatergic synapse; extrinsic component of postsynaptic early endosome membrane; postsynaptic recycling endosome. Gene Ontology annotation, biological process: regulation of recycling endosome localization within postsynapse; regulation of modification of synaptic structure; neurotransmitter receptor transport, endosome to postsynaptic membrane. The transcript has 29 exons.
GUGCAGAUAUUACUCAUGGUGGGGUUUCUGUCAGCAAGCCAAAGCGCUUAAAUGGGCGACAUCGGACAGCUACAUCUGUAAUCGUCAUUUUAUCAGAAUGACUGUUAAUUUGUUAAUACAAGGCUGACAGUAAACACAGUAAUAGCAGAUAGAGACAGUUUCUAUUCUGUCCAGCAGUGUUUUGCUGUAGUGAAGAUGGCGCAAGCACUGUCAGAAGAGGAGUUCCACCGUAUGCAGGCUCAGCUCUUGGAGCUGAGAACCCAGAACUACCAACUAUCUGAUGAGCUGCGGAAAAAUACAGCGGAGCUCAACAGUGUCCGUCAGAAGACCUCGAACCUAGAAAAAGACUAUGUCAAAGCACAGAAGGCUUUGAACAAGAGCAAGAAAGCACAGGAGGUAGAUGCCUUACUCAGUGAGAAUAAAAUGCUUCAGGGCAAGUUACAUAGUCAGGAAGAUGACUUCAGACUACAGAACAGCACCCUCAUGCAAGAGCUGUCCAAGUUAUGUUCCCAGAUUGAGCAGUUAGAAUUAGAGAAUCGGAGACUGAGGGAGGGUCAGGGGUUGGAAGGACCCAUCUCCAACCCCACCUCUGGUCCAGAGAAUGCUGAGGUCCUGCGUCUACAGGCUGAAAACUCUGCCCUGCAGAAGAAAUUGAAAGCUUUUCAAGAUUGUGCAGAUGUCAAUGAUGGAAAAGCAGCGCUCAUUGAUGGAUUGGCCGGCACUAAUGGUGUCCAGUCAGAUGCCAGCGGUCACAGUGAUGAACUUUCUGCCCUGGGAAAUGAUCAGGUUGAUCAGGCCGAAGUGCAAAGUGUCAAACCGGAACAGCGAGAUAAUGAACUGUGUGAGGUGGCAUUAAAGCUUCAAAUGGAAAUGGAGGAGAAAUGCUUACUGAGGGAACAACUCCAGACACUAGAGAUGUCCAAGCAGGCAGAAAUCACAAAACUACAAGAAGAAAAUGCUAAAUUGUCCGAUAAGUUGAAGAAAAAACAAGACAGCUUCCAGAGGCUACAAGUUGAGAAGGAGGCACUUUACAAUGACAGCAGGACUAAAAUUGAUGAGAUCCAACAGAGGAAAGAGGAGGAGCUCAAAUCCAUAAACCUUCGUGUGCAGAAAUUGCAGACAGAUUUAAUGACCGCCAACCAGAACGUUGCUGAACUAAAGGAGCAGCUGCAGAGCAAACAGAAAGAGCAUGAGCUGGCCAUCCAUGCGCUCAAAGAUCAGGUAGCGUGUCAGAGCGCGGUCAGUCAGGAGCAGGUGGAGGGCAUGCUGAGUGAGAACGAUGCUCUCAGGACAAAUCUAGCAGCCCUAGAACAGAUCCAAACAGUGAAGACUCAGGAACUGAAUUUGCUGAGAGAGCAAAAUCUGGCACUAAAUGCAGAACUUCAGCAGAGACGCACAGAGCAAGAGAGCUUCAUGGCGCAGAGAGAUGAUCUGAACUCCCAGCUACAGGAGUCAAACCGAGCGAAUAGUCGUCUACUGGAGCAGCUCACUGAACUGGGUCUGGAGAAGGACAAGCUGCAGCAAGAGUUAGAGGAGGCCAGAAAGACCGCAGAUAAGCGUAAGGUCAUGCUGGAUGAACUGGCCAUUGAGACGGCGCAGGAGAAGUCUCGGCACAAAGAGGAGCUCAGCGAUGUGCGCUUGCAGCAUGAGAAGGAAGUUCUGAGCAUCAGGGCCCGCUAUGAGAAGGAGCUCCGCGGCCUCCACGAGGAGAAGAACCGCACAGAAGAGGAGAUCCGCUCACAGCUACGAGAUGAGAGAGCUCGUACCAAAGAGCUGGAAGGCCUUCAGCCAUAUGUGGAGGAGUUGAAAGCUCAGGUUCAGUCCAUGGAGGGGACAAAGGGCUGGUUUGAGCGCAGACUCAAGGAAGCAGAGGAGACCAUGGAAAAGAACAAACUGGACCAUGCGGAAGAGAUCCAGCGGUUACAGAAAGAUCACUCACUUCAGCUGGAGAGUAAAGCUGCAGAGGUGGAGGCAGUCAGACAGCAAGUGACGGAGAUGCAGAAAGAGAGAGAAGAACUCAACAACACCAUCAGCAAACUCAAACAGGAAAUUAAAGAUACGGUGGAUGGACAGAGAAUCCUGGAGAAAAAAGGUAGUUCAGCGCUGAAAGACUUGAAGAGGCAGCUCCAUCUGGAGAGAAAAAGGGCCGAUAAACUCCAGGAGCGGCUGCAGGAAAUCCUAACCAACACUAAGACCCGCACAGACUCUCUGACUGUGAGUGCAGGUCUGGAGGAGCUGGUGUUGUCUGAGAUCAGUUCACCGAGCCGUACGCAGCAGACGGGCGACAGCAGUAGCAUCUCCUCCUUCAGCUACAGAGAGAUCAUGAAAGACGGGGCUUCGGCUCCCAGCACCAGUAAGUCCAACACCAGCAGCCCUCAGUCCCAGCGUCCUGCUGACCUUUCGGACGACGAGGUCAGUGAGCUCUUCCAGAGACUCGCCGAGGUCCAGCAGGAGAAGUGGAUGCUGGAGGAGAAGGUGAAACACUUGGAGGUCAGCUGCGCCUCAAUGGCUGAUGACAUCUGUAAAAAGAGUGCCAUUAUUGAGACGUACGUCAUGGACAGCCGAAGAGAUGUAUCCGGAGGAGGUGCGGUGGCCCAUGGUGCUCAGGGUGAACGUGGAGGUUUGAGUUCUGUGCUGAGGGACUUGGUAAAACCUGGAGACGAGAACCUGCGCGAGAUGAACAAAAAGCUGCAGAACAUGCUGGAAGAGCAACUGACAAAGAACAUGCACCUACAGAAGGAUCUAGAAGUUUUGUCUCAGGAGAUCGUGCGUUUGAGUAAAGACGGCACCCCUGCUGAAAACUCCAAAGCCACAGGGUAAAACUGGACGCCGUCCGUCCACCCGAUGAUUCAGUACCCUUCUCUUUCUCUUUCUCUCAUCUCUUCACGGCUACCAGGAGGAAACUACAUCCAUCUCGUACAAAGACCUCCAGCAAUCUCAGAUGUACCAGGAGCACAGAAGGUCGAAACAGAUCAAGUCCAUCUGUGAUUUACAUACUACUGAAUGUAAUGUAACACUUUAUAUGUUUGUUUGUCUGUGACGGGAAAGUAGGGUCCGUCGAGCAAACCCUGGCUGCUUGACAUCCGUGAACCGAGUGCUUGGGACAGUGGCAUGGCCUCGUGGUCCAAACGGGACCAUUUCUACCUACCACUAAUUCCCCCGUUCAGGAAAGCGUGUGUCUAACGUUGGCGUCCUCAAACUGCUAUCACUGUUGUAUUGCCUGUUUUGUAUAUUUGAUUCGCUAAAGACACUUGAUGUGUGGCGUAGAAUGGGGUGUAUUUAUUCGUGCCAGAAAAUCCAAAUAUAAUAUCUACAUCUCUAUGCUGCUCGUGAAAGAAAAUAACUAAAAUUUUAAGCUCUGCAGUUCAUUAUAUAAAAAAUUCAGGAUGUUUUUUUCCGGGAAGAGCGUGCAUUUAAUUGCUGCGAUAAUUAUCGGAGCAUUUCUUGUGGGGCUCGCAAAAUGUUCCCGUGAAGGAAAGCGGCUCCCUGGACUCCCCUCGUUAAGCAGCAAUCUCUCCGCAGCUUAACGACUCAAUUUGACACCUCUCUGUCUGUCUGAGAACUGACGGCGCUGUUGGGGAACGGACCAGUUUCUCACAGUGCGCACUUGACUCCAAUGAGAGGCUAGCCGCCUGUUUUAGUGUCUAACCCCAGUUUGUUUCGUGCACGUCGAAGCCCUGUCGUUUUGUGAAUGAUUACGCUUUUAUGCAUUCAGCUUUUGUGAACUUUUUAAAUUCUGAUGCACACAGAAAUGUUUUAUUCGGAGAGCAUAAAGUUAAUUUAAUCGUUGGGUCAUGUGAGACACUUCAUGUUUUUUUGGGGGUUUUUUUUGUGCAAUUGCUUGCAUUGAUGUCAAGCACCAUCUAUUGUGUCUUGAGUUUUCCAGUCGUUUAACCAACGAACUAUAGCUUAAUCAGAGAAGACACCAUAUUUCUUUUACGCAAAUGAAAAUGGGCGGAAUAUCAGUCUUAUUUCCAUUCACGUCAAAUUUAAAAUGGCAUAUACAGUUGAAAACGUAAGUUUACAUACACCUUGCAAAUUCUGCAAAAUGUUAAUUAUUUGACCAAAAUAAGAGGGAUCAUGCAAAAUGCAUAUAAUUUUUUAUUUAGUACUGACCUGAAUAAGAUGUUUCACAUAAAAGAUGAAAUAAAAAGAGAAAAUAAUAGUUGAAAUUAUAAAAAUAACCCCAUUGUUACCUGUUUGAUCCACAGCGGUGUAGUUGUUCACGAGUUCCUUGUUUGUCCUGAACAGUUAAACUGCCUGUUGUUCUUCAGUAAAAUCCUUCAGGUCCCACAGAUCCUUUGGUUGAGGGACUCAUAUGCAACUGAUGCUUCAGAAGGAAGCACAAUGAAUUAAGAGCUGGGGGGUGAAAACUUUUGGAAUUUAAAGAUAAAGGUAAAUUAAACUUAUUUUGUCUUCUGGGAAACAUUUUCUGUAGCUUCCGAAGGGCAGUACUGAAUGAAGAAAAAAUGAUAUUCAGGCAAAAUAAGAAAAAUGGACACAUCUUCAUUCUGUUCAAAAGUUUUCACCCCCCGGCUCUUAAUGCUGCAUUUUCAGUGAGCGUUUGAACCUUCUGUAAUAGUUGCAUAUGAGUCCCUGAGUUGUCCUCAGUGCGAAAAGAUGGAUCUCAAAAUCAUACAGUGAUUGUUGGAAAGGCUUCAAAUACACAAAAAUGCUGAAAAACCAAAGAAUUUGUUAGACCCGAAGGGUUUUUCUCAAUAACAGCGGGCAGUUUAACUAUCCAGGACAAACAAGGGACUCAUAGCAGCUGUGGAUCAUUAAGAAUCAAGUGUAUGUAAACUUUUAAACGGGGUAAUUUUAUAAAUUCAGCUAUUAUUGUCUCUUGUGGACUAUAUGUGAAGGCCUUUUACUGUAUGUAAAUAUCUUAUUCAGGUCACUACUAAAUAAAAAAUAACAUGCAUUUUGUAUGAUCCCUCCAAUUUUGGUCAAAUAAUUAACAUUUUGCAGAUUCUCCAAGGUGUAUGUAAACUUUUGACUCCAACUGUUCUCUAUUGAUCACUUUAGAGGCAAUGAAUAUUGACCAGUCUGUUUAGUUCCUACUGAUUGCACAACAUGUUUUAGGCCACCUUAUUCGUCAACGGUUCUGUAGAGAUAUAUUGGCAAAAUUACAUUUUAUGAUUUGUGAUAUGUGAACGAUUAGCAUACUAUUUCAGAUCUUUGCAAUGCUUUAAGCUUUAUUACGACAACGGUUCGUUUCCAUUUCAAUGAGCGUGGCGUUCGUACAUGGUGCGUUAAAUGCCUGUCAAAUCCCUGUCUCUGGCUUCUUAAGGGAAUCCUGACUGAAUGCUUUUCCAUAUUCCUUCUGUUUCUUCCAUACCGACGUAGGAAAACAAUCUUUUAUUUCCACAAAUGAGGAAAGUGACAUCGAUUCACUUGGAUGAUUUCACUCAAAAGGAAUGAAGGAUGUCUGCCUUUGAAGCUCAGAAUUGUAUCUUUUUUUGCCUUUUUCUCUACCUAUCUAUUAUCUGCCAAACGAGCUCUUCUUUAAUUAAGAUCAUCUUUUAAUCAUCACUAACUACAUGUAAGCAGAUUCUAUUAUUAAUAUCCGAUCUCCCACUACAUCUCGACAGCUAAUAUUUAUUUAUGUGCAUUUCAUUGUCAUGUUCAGACUUCCAUAACUUGCAGUGAUAAUAAAGGAAUGGCUGGAAAAACAA